ACUGGGUCCAGGAAACUGUGGUUGCCUAGCAAGUUUCACAUCUACGGUGCAAAGUUUGAAGACGUGCUCUCCGCCCGUUGCAAACUACAAACCCACAGCAACUUCUUCCAAACUAUUUUUUUCCCCACAUCGAGGUCCAAGGUGGUCACGCUGACGGUGCAAGAUGUCCGUCGCAGGAUUUAAGAAGCAGUUUUACAAAGCGAGUCAGAUGGUGAGUGAGAAGGUUGGAGGAGCAGAGGGAACCAAACUAGAUGAAGACUUCAAGGACCUCGAAAGGAGAGCAGAUGUUACCAGCAAAGCAGUGGUGGAAGUCAUCAAUAAAACAUCAGAGUACCUCCAGCCCAACCCAGCAACGAGAGCCAAGCUUUCCAUGCUUAACACGGUGUCCAAAAUCCGCGGGCAGGUGAAGAGUCCAGGUUACCCCCAGCCUGAGGGCCUCCUGGGAGAGUGCAUGACAAAGUAUGGACGGGAUAUGGGCGAUGACACCAACUUUGGUGGAGCUUUAGUAGAUUUCGGGGAGACAAUGAAGAGAAUGGCUGAGGUCAAGGACUCUCUGGAUAUUGAUGUGAAGCAGAACUUUAUUGACCCGCUGCAGGCAGUCGCUGAGAAGGAUAUCAAAGACAUUCAGCACCACUUGAAGAAGCUGGAGGGCCGACGUCUGGACUACGAUUAUAAAAAGAAGCGUCAAGGUAAAAUCCCAGAAGAAGAGAUCAGGCAGUCCCUGGAGAAGUUCCACGAGUCUAAAGAGAUGGCAGAAAGCUCCAUGCACAACCUGCUGGAGACAGACGUGGAGCAGGUGAGUCAGCUGUCUUCUUUUGUGGAGUCUCUGGUGCAGUACCACAGACAGGCCUCGCAGAUCCUGGAGGAACUUUCUGACAAACUGAGACAAAGGGUAAAUGAAGCUCAGUCUCGUCCGAGGCGUGAAUACACACCCAAACCCAGGCCAGUUUACGACUUUGGAGAGGUAGAAAACUCUAACGGAGGAUACUCGCCAGCUGCAGCAAACCCCCCAGCUUACUCUGCCGCCCCAGCACAAUAUCCAGGUUCAUCCUUCCAAAGAGCCUCCAUGAAGAGCAGACAGCAGCCGUGCUGUAAAGCCCUCUAUGACUUUGAUCCAGAGAACGAAGGUGAGCUGGGAUUCCACGAGGGCGACAUCAUCACCUUGGUCAGUCGAAUUGAUGAAAACUGGCUGGAGGGGAGCAUUCGAGGCAGAACAGGAUAUUUCCCCAACAAUUAUGUUGAAGUGAUGGUGCCUCUGCCAUGAAAACAGCCAGGAAAUAAGAGGGGCAGCAAGAUGGAAAGGAAGAACAUGGGGGAUGAUGGAGGAUUGUCUCUCAAUAAUCACAAGAUAUCUUUUUUUUUAUUGUAAAUGAAGGGUAAACAUCUCAAGACAGGGACCUACUUUUUGUAUCUAGGAGUUGUUUGAGUAAAGAACUUUUUUUUUAAUUAUUAUUCUGUCAGAUAAUGUCAAGAUUUAAGGGAUUUUUAAAAACAAUAAGGACCCGAGAAUGUUUAAUCAGAACAACGACGGCUUAAUCUUUGGGUGCAUUUUCCAUAUCAUGAGUCCUUAAAUUCAUUCUCUAUGCACCUGUGCACUUUGUACACUACACCUCCAUCACUGGGACUGCAGAAGAAAGAGAGCAUGUCACCUGUCCAGCAGUAUGCUGAAACACUAAGAAGUGCAACUACUUUACUCGUGACCUAUUUUAUACUCACAAGAGGACAUUUCUUGUUCUAUGUACUGUUCAUAUUGGUACUGCACACAUGCAUGUAUACACAUGCUUCCCCGUGAGCACUCUUCUACACUCCCAGUCUCACUCCUGUGCCUUCGGGCUUCAGUACUGUUGUCCACAUGGACUAGAAUCAACAUGGAGGCAGGGCUGACUUUCAUCGGUGUUUGACACUAUCCUCCACUGCCAUCUGGUGGUACUUGAGAUCAUUCUGAGUCAUUAUUUAAGUGGUACUCACAUGAGGUCUCUUUUAUCUCUUAACAAAAUCCCUGUUAGGUGUCUUAUAUUGUCUUGUAUUUUAGUGUAGAAGCUGUGAGGCAGUUUAGGUGACAUUAAUCACAUUUUAAAAAAAAAUGUUGUUUAAUAGUUUAUUGUUUCUUAAGAGCUAGAGGCGCCCAUGAAUAUACUUCAUUUUAUCAUCUUUAUCACACUCAAUCAUUACAAAGUUGUCAAUGGUUUGAUUUACUUUCAGCACUUUCUCAUUGCACUCCACUCUCUUAGUGCUGAUGCCAAAGAAGGGCUGCACAAAUUCCCAGAUCGGACAAACCUGCUGUUUGGCAUUAAGUCUAAAUGUUUUCCAACGCUACAAAAUUAAGAAUUUUAGAGAUUCUAUGCAAACAUCUGGUUUUCCCUUUUUAUUUUCUUCAUACUUUAAAUAUGAAAAGCAGACGUUUGUUCCCAUCUCUGUGCAGCCCACAACAAUGUAACAUGAUUCGCCCCCCCACCCCUGAUAUUUUGCAGCACCACACCAAAGCCAUAAGCUUGCAUCCUUCAGCCCCUUUAUUUUCUCAGGCUCUUUUGAUACUGCUGGCAGUGUCAUUCACAAUGUUUUGUGGGCUUUCACCCCACUGUGUUUGUCAAUGCAUUUUCAGCCUGUGAUUUGUUUUCCACACACAGCAAUGGGGUCAGCUAGGUUUUUGUCCUCUAACCUCCAAUUUGAAGCAUGGAAAUUAAUCUGAUGUGUGAUUGGGUGUGUUUGUACCUGCCUCAGUUUUCAGGCUGAAACUGUGCACCAGACCUGACAGAAAAUGCAAUCUCCAGACUAUUGUGUACAGAAUAUACUAAUAAUGAGGAAGGCCUGUGCACAAUAGCUGGUUUCAGUUUCAAUUAAGCCUAUUACAAUCUUGCUAUGAACUGUGAGGGCUGGUGCUGCUCACUCAAAUGCCAACUUUCUCCUCUUGUCAUGAUCCCCUUGUUAGACCGCCCCGCGCCCCACUCAUCCCUCACGUAUCUGUUUAAACUGGGAGUGGAACAGACAGCUCUUUUGAGCAGGGAAGGGUGCACAGCGGUGGAUUAUGCCCUCCCUCCCCCCACUGGUCUUUAUUCACCACCUGCCUCUGUACCCCUACCCCCUUUCUCAUUAUCUGCCCCUUCCCAAUCCCAUGGUGCCUCUGGAGCUCAGUCUCCUGGUUCAUCCCCUGGAAUAAUCUCCUCAUUGUUAUCAUAGUAUGUGCCUCUUUAUGUUAUUUUGCAUGUUAUUCAUGUUAUGUAUUAGGGCCAGGGGCUAUGGCCAUGCUGGGUCAUAUCUGUGUGGUUCAGGUGUGGGUUUACAUGCCUCAUUACACUAAAUCAAAGUUUGAGAGGGGGGAUAAAGCAGGGUCAGGGGUUCAGGUUGAGCUAUUAUGCAGCAUGUAUAAUAUUGAUGAUGAAUAAUGUCAUGGAACAAAAGGGCGAAGAUCAAUUUUUGUGAGCUGCUGCUGCUGUCACAGCUGAAACAGUUGUCCGAACGCUUGGGCUGACAUUUAUUACUACACUACGUUCUGUGAUGGCUCCUUUAGCAUCCUUACCUAUAAGUGUCUACACUUUGCAAUAAUGAUGAA
Molecule: messenger RNA, 3550 nt
Organism: Acanthopagrus latus (yellowfin seabream)
Lineage: Eukaryota; Metazoa; Chordata; Actinopteri; Spariformes; Sparidae
Product: endophilin-A2-like
Exons: 9
Coding region: 164-1264 (366 amino acids)
Biological process (GO): synaptic vesicle uncoating
Cellular component (GO): presynapse; cytoplasm; glutamatergic synapse
Molecular function (GO): protein binding
Source: RefSeq, a predicted model, not a curated record